AUGGAAUUGACUCGGCGCUUUUUGUCGCAGGGCAGACGUUUCCCUAGUCAGCGACUUGCUUCCUCUCACAUCUCAAAAUCUGCUCGCUUCCAUGCCCGUAAACGUCCACGUUUGCUGCCCUAUCUGUCUGUAGCAGUGGGGAUAGGCGCUGCAUCCCUGGUGAUGGCUAUGUCACCUAAUGAUGCAAGGCGACUACGCACCACUCUACACAUGGGAGUGUUAAUUCUUCAUGAGAGCAAAUUUGUGGCAACAUUUGAAGAAGCAGCGUCGCUGGUGACGCAAUGGAGGAAGAUCGUGAGCCGUGGUGGCGUGGAGGAUGAGCUUUUUAAGCGUCUACUGAACUGUAUCCUACGUCAUUCAGACGACAUGCAGAGCCACGAUACUUUGCGCUUUCUCAUAGAUCAAGGAACAUUGCCUCUGCUAGUCGAGUAUAUUGCAUGGAGCAAGCCCGCAGAUCGGACAAGGCUACAACAUCUAAUCCGCUGUCUUAUCUUACUACUGGAGGCUGCUACAGCAAUUGGACAAACGGAACUGCGAGUGUCGUUAGCGUCGUUAGCCCAGACUGUGAGUCUCUUUGCCCAAUAUAAGGACAAUGUCGUGAGCUGCGAUGAUCUGCUGCGAUUAGGCGACGCUCUGUUAAAGAUGAAGGACUUGGCUUGUAAGGAAAUGGAAGAAGGCACGGCUGCGUCUCAAGCUUUUGCGGUUUGCCGCUCAGAACUGGCAACUUCAGACUCCUCGCAUGUUGCUGAGAGUUGUGCUGCUCUGCUGACACUUUGCUCUCCAGAUAUGCCGGUCUCCAUGAAAAAGGUUGGAUUGUGGGCACUUAACGCUCUUGUACAGGCGGUCAAUCGAGAGAAAUCAAAUGCUGUACAGGCACAGCAGCUGGAAGCAGUCUUAGGACCGAGGUUUGCCACCAUGCUGCUAGCACUUCCACGGGAUAGUGCCUUGGACGUGCAAUUACAGGCUGCUACAGUGGUGGAUAGUAUACUCCAUGUCGCUCGGCGAAACCCAGCUGCAGUGACGCGUGAGACGUACGAGUUAUGGAUGGAGCAGAUACGCUAUUGGACAGGCACCGAACAAAUUGAAGACGAGCUGAAGCCUACGAACCGAUUCUGGAUUCGACGGAAAUCUGGUCAAUUUGCCUUAAGCGAGAAUGAAGAAAUCAAGCAAGAAAGACACACAUCACGCUUACAACUUCAGCUAAUCAGCUCACGAUGCAUGCGCACCCUUACAGUAUCUCCGCAAAGCCGCCGCUACGUUUGCGAGUCUCCGAAGACGAUAGCAGCACUUUUCAAGCUAUCGCGUCAGAUUCACGAGAAGAAGCAGACGAACGAAAACACAAGUGACGAAGAUUUGGCAAGAAAAUUGAGAAGUCUUCAGCGGCAUGCAUCGUGGGCAUUUCGCAACAUUUGUACUGGAUUUCAAAGUGGCGCGAUGGCACUUCAUUGCUUGUUUGAUGUAUCCUCGACGGCAUCUCUUUUGCAAUCUCGUCGAGACAUGCCCAUGUCACGUUUUUUCCACGGCAGUAAUGAUCUCACAGACUUACCCAUCAUAGGUGCUGAUGAGUAUGAGGCUAGCACUGAGUUUGGGUGGAUCGACAUUUUGACUGCUUGGAGCGCCAACCCGGAUCUCCAUGUGCGUAAAAACGCUAUCACUAGUCUUGUGUACCUUGCUGAGCAGCGUCGGCCACGUAUUAUGGGGCUACUGUCCGAGGACGAGAGGGUGAUCCGCAGCAAGCAAAAGCAUAUUCUCCAAGCGUGGCUCACAAAUAUGCUUCAGCAAAUUCGUUUACUAUCGGGUGGCGAACUCCUUGCAGUGAAGCAAGUGGAGGAGAUCGCCAACGUAUCGAAGGAGCUGACCCCCGGCAACGAGCAAAUUCUGUUUAAUCUCGCGGUUGUCGAUGCGGGGACGUCAGCUUUAGCUGUUUUGGCGGAACACCACCACGCUGAGCUAGUGCAGCAGGGUGUAGUUCCUCUUGUAGCCUUGCUAGCUGCAACUAAUGACAGCACAAUAGCGCAACAUACACAGUGCGCACGUGUGUUGGCGAACCUAGUUGCUACAUAUUGUCUUGACAUCGACCCGCGAAGCUCCGCGCUUUCCAUUGAUCCGGCCCGGGAUAAUGUUAUCAGCGACCACGUCGACAUCUCGAAACUUCUUGAGGAGUCGGUAUCCGGGAAGCAAUUUCUCGGUAACAUCUGUCGCUGGCAUGAGGUCGAUGACCCAAUGCAGCGCUCGAGUUACUUUCGUGUCGUACAGAAUUUUAGCGCCUAUAACGAAGGAGUGAAAACAGGUCGCCUGGUGAAGGAUGUGUACUGUGAAGGUGUACACCCGAUAAUCUCUCAAAGCGACAUCGAUGCUAUGGAGCAACCCACAGACGACGAAAGUGCUGCCCGGCUGAUCGAUGUGGUUUUCAUUCAUGGCCUGCGUGGACAUCCUUUUGGUACAUGGCGCACCGAUAUGAGUAAGAAGCCAGGCGGACACAAUGAGAUUUGGCCGGACGUGCUGCUCGCAAAGGACUUACAGAGCCAUAAUUUACGUGCUCGGUUAGUGACUCUGGGUUAUGAAGCUGGUAUGGUGAGUUGGUCUAGCCCGUGGCCUUCGCUAACUCUAGAGGAGCGUGCAAGCGUCAUGCUUUCAGCCCUCUACGCUGCUAAUAUUGGCUGCGACCGCCGCCAUCCUGGCGCACCCUCUCGUCCUGUCGUGUUCAUCGCGCAUUCGAUGGGUGGUUUACUGACGAAAAAGAUGCUUUUGCUCGCGCGUGGGCAGCGCGAUCAACCUAGCCUGGCUGACAGCACUACAGGAAUAAUAUUUCUUGCUGUUCCCCACUUUGGCUCCGACCUAGCGAACGGCAUGCGGUCGGAGUCGAUUCGAAAAUUAUUUCAGACGCAUCCAGCCAUUGAACAUCUCGUAGCAGACCCCGACGGAUGUCUCAAAAUUUUAAAUGAUAAGUUCAAGUUACUAGGCAUCGACUGCCUCAGUGUCGGCGAGCAGAGCGCUUCGCCGGUGGCUCUUGGCCUCUCCGCUGUUGUCGUCAAAUCUGACUCGGCUGAUCCAGGUAUAGGCCGCUUUUACGUGCUACCCAAGUCCGACCACAUGACAAUCUGUAAGGUCAAAAGCCGCCGCGAGCCACUUUACCAAGAUAUGCUUCAAUUUAUCGUCCAGCAUGCCACAAUGGUUGGUGGUACUCAUUCGCGGCAACAGUCACUUAAUCGUCAAAAAGCGCCUUUAAACGACGAACAUGACUAUUGA
Messenger RNA from Peronospora belbahrii, 3249 nucleotides. Lineage: Eukaryota; Oomycota; Peronosporomycetes; Peronosporales; Peronosporaceae. The record is from the annotation of a GenBank genome assembly.